Molecule: messenger RNA, 1048 nt
Organism: Anopheles cruzii
Lineage: Eukaryota; Metazoa; Arthropoda; Insecta; Diptera; Culicidae
Exons: 2
Coding region: 41-862 (273 amino acids)
Cellular component (GO): extracellular region
Molecular function (GO): chitin binding
Source: RefSeq, a predicted model, not a curated record
GCGAGGCCGCAAGUAAUCGUCGCGACUAGUGACACUCGAAAUGGUAUCUGUUGCAGCGCUGCUAGUCAUCGUGCUGCUGGCUGUGGUCACGCUCGGCCAUGCGGACCUGGAGUCGGAAGUCCCAGGAGUUCCCGGGACGCUAGCGAACGCCAGUGUACCCCAGCUGAGGGCCGCCACCAUUACCGGGGUCUGCGAUGGAACGAAGCAAAUCGUGUGUGCCUCGUGCAGCAGCAUCCGAGUGUGUUUGGGCACCACCCCCGGCCAGGAUGUGACGGUGGUUUGCCCAACCGACCAGCCAUACUGUAACUACGGUACCACCUCGGAUCGCUGCUCCACCGAGCCGAUCCCGACCGUGUGCAGUGAUCCGGCCGCGAACGCUCCCGUCACCUGCUCGGCUGUGGGCAAAUUUCCAGAUGCUAGCAAUUGCCGCAUCUAUCACGGCUGCCUGAGUACGGGGGCCAGCUCAUCGAUCUACACCUGCCCCAGCGGAUACGUCUUCAACCCGGCGGUGGAGCUGUGUGCAUUCGAGAAUGUAUUCUCCCGCUGCGUAACCCUACGCUGUGCGGCCAACUUCGUCGGCCACGUCCGGUACGGUAACUCACUGCGCUUCUACGGGUUCUGCGACGGCACCGGACUGGCUCCGAUCAUGUUCAAGUGCCCGGAUCGGGCCCGCUUCACCUUCGCCACGGGAUCCAGCUUCGGCGAGUGCGUGUACGUGUGCCCGGCCCAGGGCAACUUCCCCAACAGCAACGACCCGGCCACUUACUUCCAGUGCUUCUGGGCCAACAGGCGCUUGCGGUACAACCUGGUGCACUGCCCGACGGGCCUAACAUACAACGCCACUCUGCGGUUCUGCAGUUAAGCUGCCCAGGAAAUGCAGCAGACUUCUGGCGGCCGUAAAGUCCUUACAUUGAACGCCUCACCUAGUUUUUUGAGGAGCUCCUCAAUACGAUAAAAUAAAUUUUGAUCACCCAUUUUCACGAAGUGCACAUACGUUUCGUGUGUGCACAUACGUUUUAGUGUUGUAAUUAAACUAUGAGACAAACCA